GUAGUCUGUGAUAUUGUCAGAAAGUAGCUGUUUUAAAGCAUUUGAAUUUUAUCUUUCUUUUUGAUAUCUACAAUGGCCGAUUUCAAAGUAGUGACUUCUGACUUUGUAAAAGUACAAAUUUCUACGUCCAAGAACGACUUAUGCGACUUGGAAAGACGUUUUCCCAAAGACCUCACUAUUAAUCAAUUAAAGGGGAAAUUGGAACUAAUGACUGGAGCCAACUGCAACACGAUGCAACUCCAGGCUUAUAAUAAAGACAAUGUUCUUGUGUGUGAUCUUGCAAAUGAUGAAGCACUUUUGGGUUCAUAUCCAAUAGAUGAUGGCAUGAGGAUUCAUGUUGUAGACAACUUUGUAAUAAGAAACGAACUAGAUUUUGGUAAUGUAGAAAAGUUGGAACUUUCUGAUGAAAUUUAUGGUCAGAAGUCAAACACAGUGAGGGCAUAUUUAAUGAGAAACAAAUUAGGCAAGUACAAUGAAGAAAAUCAAAAGAAAAAGGAACAACAGGUACAGGAAGAUAAAGAAGCAGCAGAAAAAUUAACUGUAGGUUCAAGAUGUAAAGUUACAAUUCAAGGUGCUUCUUCCCGAUUAGGCACUGUUAUGUACACAGGAUUCAUUGAGGAACUUGGUGGAUACUUUGUUGGUGUGAAAUAUGAUGAGCCACUUGGGAAAAAUGAUGGAAGCAUUAAAGGGAAAAGAUAUUUUGAGUGCAUUGAUAAAUAUGGUGGUUUUGUUAAACCUCAGUGUGUCACAUGUGGAGACUUUCCAGAGGAAGACUAUGAUUUAAAUGAAGAAAUUUAAGUUUUUAAUACCCCAUUAUAACUUAUUGCUUUAACAAAAAGUUUUGUGAUGCUAAUUGUAACUUAUUUAUUAAUUUUAUACUCAUAAUUUUUAUAUUGAAAUUAUAUAAUGGAAAUAAUAAAAAAACUAUUCAAGUAGUUUAUAAGAAACAAUUCUAAAAAAAAGAAUUUUUGUUUAAUCAAAACUACGUGCACAAGGAAAGCUUGAUAAACUCACUUAAAUCAAAAUUAAUUAGAAUGUAUAAUUAAUUGAAUAAACAGAUUUAAU
Aethina tumida (small hive beetle) is the source of this 1065-nucleotide messenger RNA. It is a transcript of the gene TBCB, whose product is annotated as tubulin-folding cofactor B. Gene Ontology annotation, molecular function: microtubule plus-end binding; alpha-tubulin binding. The transcript has 3 exons. Bases 73 to 798 code for a protein of 241 amino acids. NCBI's taxonomy places the organism in Eukaryota, Metazoa, Arthropoda, Insecta, Coleoptera, Nitidulidae. Gene Ontology annotation, biological process: post-chaperonin tubulin folding pathway; tubulin complex assembly; cytoplasmic microtubule organization. Gene Ontology annotation, cellular component: cytoplasm; nucleus; microtubule plus-end. The record is from RefSeq and is a predicted model, not a curated record.